AUGAACUUUUCUCAAAUUGUUAUUUUCUUUGCCUUGGUUGCUGUGUGUUUGGCGAUAAGCUGUAAAACGAAUGUUGAUGAUAAUGGAGAGAUUCAAAUGGAUUUUGAUGACACCGACUGCAAUAAUGGCUGUGAGUAUUGUGGACGAAUGAAGCAAAGUGGCCGUUUCUACACAUUUGAGGCGUAUGGCUGUGGUUGUGGAGAUGAUAGCAUUUUUGGACCCGAUGAUGACAAUGAAAGGAUGCUUGAUGAUUGCACGGAUAUCUUCUCGCAAAACACCACCACCAACGGCUUCAAUUUGCGACAAGUUUGCUGUCAAAAGGAGCUCUGUGCA
Molecule: messenger RNA, 333 nt
Organism: Mesorhabditis belari
Lineage: Eukaryota; Metazoa; Nematoda; Chromadorea; Rhabditida; Rhabditidae
Source: the annotation of a GenBank genome assembly